AUGAUGAGAACUGAAGGCCAGAGCGAACGCGCCUUAACUGCAGUGAAGGAUACACUCGAUGACAUCAAAAGCCGUCCUCAUCGCCAGCAGGUUAUUAUAGGUGUAGGAUCAGGACUACUUGCAGGUUAUAUAUUCGCUAAAAUCGGCAGGGUUGCUGCUCUUCUUUUGGGUGGAAGUCUGAUUGCCUUGCAAUGCGCCGUCCAACAAGACGUUAUACGUAUCAAUUGGAGAAAAGUGGAACGUGCUGGUCACCAAAUACAGUCAAACACACCUGUCAUCUUCGAAGGCAAGCGUGCGUCGAAAAAUAAAAUUAUUAAAACAAUUGAAGAGAAUCGUGUAUUUUUCGGUUCAUUCGGUGGAGGGUUUCUAAUUGCUAUUUCAUUUGCUUAGUUUAAUCCCUAUCUAUUUAAAAGAUCUUUUUGGUGUGUGUUGUUAAGCUUCAUUUGUUUGUAUUUAAUAAUCUAAGUUUGUCAAAUAUUGCUGUAUCAACACAUAUCUUUGUGUCUGUAAAUAAAGUACAUAUUCCCCAUUUCUCUCUCUCUCUCUCUCUCUAUAUAUAUAUAUAUAUAUAUAU
Molecule: messenger RNA, 574 nt
Organism: Schistosoma spindalis
Lineage: Eukaryota; Metazoa; Platyhelminthes; Trematoda; Strigeidida; Schistosomatidae
Source: the annotation of a GenBank genome assembly